Molecule: messenger RNA, 2913 nt
Organism: Salmo salar (Atlantic salmon)
Lineage: Eukaryota; Metazoa; Chordata; Actinopteri; Salmoniformes; Salmonidae
Source: RefSeq, a predicted model, not a curated record
UCGAGCCUGGCAAGUGCAUCCCCCCGAAGCUCGAGCUACGCUGUCCCACGAGCAGACGAUUUCAGCACCUAUUUCAGCACAGGACAGAAUCCUGCACCGUCUCAUGGCAACAUGGCGACUGAGUUCCAUAACCUUCAGGAGUUGAGGCAGAGUCCGUCUCUAGCCACCAAGGUGUUCAUCCAGAGAGACUACAGCGAAGGAACCGUCUGCCGCUUCCAGACCAAGUUCCCCUCCGAGCUGGGCAGCAGGGUGAGCACACACACACACAGGCAGAUCGAGCGGACGCUGUUCGAGGACACAGUAAAGACGUUGAACACCUACUAUGCGGAGGCAGAGAAGGUCGGAGGCCAGUCCUACAUGGAGGGAUGUCUGGCGUGCGCUACAGCCUACUUCAUCUUCCUAUGUAUGGAGACACGCUAUGAAAAGUUACCGCUCUGUCUCUGGCUCCUGUCUCCUAUUCCACAUCUCACCACCCAACUACCUUUCUCUGGAUAUUACUCACCACCGCUACCUUGGAUUCCCCUCAGGACCUGUUUACCCUGUUCUACUCAGCUAACUCCAACCUCAGUCUCCACAUCUGGUUUUUCUGCAACUCAUCCAAGCUUCCCCAGAUCUGCACUCCAUAUCUCCCAGUGUAACAAUAAAUAUUUUGGUUCAUUCAUCCCUGUUUCCUCAUCUGAGUCUGCUCUUGGGUUCCCCUGUGUCGCUCCGCUUAACAGUACGAUCUGGCCCAGAGAUAAACACAGCAGACUCCACUACUCUUCACCAAAGUCUUGUUGGCCAAGGCACCCUACUUGAGCAACAUGACCAAGCCCUGAAAGUCCUGCUGGAGAACAUCAAGGAGUUUUCACGGAGCCUGUCUGACCUACAGGUCCGAACCUCUGCCCAGAGUUCACAACCAGUCUCAAGUCCCUCUUCUCCAACCCGGGAGCCUUUUGUUCCGACUCCUGAGCGCUAUGACGGUAAUCUUGGCGCUUGCAGAGCCUUUCUUGUGCAAUGUUCACUAGUAUUUCAGCAACAGCCCUACUCUUAUGCUAGUGAACGAGACAAGAUUUAUUUUUUGAUUGGCUGCCUUCGUGGAGCAGCGCUUUCCUGGGCCACUGCGGUGUGGGAGAGACAGUCACCUAUCUGCUUCUCCUACGGUGGAUUCACAGAUGAGAUGAGGAAGGUCUUCGACCACCCGGUCUGUGGAAAGGAUGCCUCUAAACUACUUCUGUCCCUUCGUCAAGGCUCCCAGAUUGUGGCUGAAAUGGCAUGUGAGUUCCGCACCCUCACUGCAGAGAGCGGCUGGAAUGACGAGGCCCUUCAGGGAGCAUUCCGGAACGCACUCACUGAGACCCUCAAAGACGAGUUGGUGUCCAGAGAGGAGCCUGAUGGACUUGAUGAACUCAUUUAUCUCACUAUCCGCAUUGACAACCGCCUCCGUGAGCAUCGGAGGGAGAGGGGAGGUAGGGUUGCAUGGCCCAUAACAUCUGCUUCAGUGCCUCCAGGCAUGUUCUAGUCCUGUACACAUACAGCUCGGCCGGACCUGUCUAUCUCCAGAAAAGAGGUAGCGGCGUAUCAGUACUAGGAGCUGUCUAUAUUGUGGCCAGGUUGGUCACCUGGUCUCCACUUGUUACCUGUGUCCAGCAAAAGAGGGGGCUCAGCAGUAGGGUUGAAUAUACUGUUGAGCCAAAUCGCCUGCCCAUCAUCUCCCAGACCCCUGCUUGAGGCCAACCUUGUGUGGCAGAGCCAGGCUUUUCCUCUGCCUGCUCUCAUCGAUUCAGGCGCCGACGAGAGCUUUCUGGACCGAGGGUUCGUUAAUCAGUUUGGUCUGGACACUGUUUCACUCGAUUCACCUCUGGAUGCCAACGCUGUCAAUUGAAAGCUACUCUUCCGUGUUUUGGAGAGAACUGUUCCUGUUAUCCUGCGUCUCUCUGGAAAUCACCAGGAAAAGAUAAGUUUCCACAUAAUCGACUGUUCUCACUCACUGGUUCUGAGUCAUCCAUGGUUAAAGCUACACAACCCACAGUUUGACUGGUCUACCGAAAGGGUAACUACUUGGAGUACACUUUGUCAUUCUAAUUGUCUAUAUUCUGCCCUUCCUCCUGCCUUGUCUGCACCCCAGUCCAUUCCAGAACCCCCAGACCUGUCUUCUGUUCCUCCAGAAUAUCACAGUCUAGCUCCUGUAUUCAGUAAGCAUCACACCCCAUCUCUGCAGCCUCAUCGGCCUUUCGACUGUGCUAUCGAGCUUCAGCCUGGAGCUCCUCUCCCUAGUAGCAGGUUGUAUAACCUCUCUCGCCCCGAGCAAGAAGCCAUGGAAGAAUACAUCCAGGACUCCCUGGCUGUCGGACAUAUCAGACCUUCUUCCUCUCCGGUGGGAGCUGGGUUUUUCUUUGUCAAGAAGAAGGAUGGGUCACUGAAGCCAUGCAUAGACUUCCGUGGGUUGAAUAGUAUCACUGUCAGGAACAAGUAUCCCUUGCCACUUAUCAGUGCUGCUUUUUCCCCCCUCCAUGGUGCCACAGUGUUUACUAAACUUGACCUCCGGAAUGCCUACCUACUUUAGAUUGCCUGAACGGCACCAGAACAUAAAGAUUAAAUAUAUUUUCAAUAUAGAUUUGCCUAGCUCCGUGGAGAUCCUAGGAACUGCAAGAGUGUCAUGUCCACUCCCGCUCCGGGGCUUGACUUCACUGGUCUACUAACCACCGGUCCUGGCAACCCAUCUUUUACGCACACCUGGCAACCAUCAUUACGCACACCUGCGUCUCAUCAGUCACACCUGGACUUCAUUACUCCAUUGAUUACUUACCCUAUAUAUUGCACUCUGAUGUUAUCAGUCUCAGGUGGUAUUGUUUAUGUUUCUAUGUCAGACGCUUCUCUUGUUUUGUAUCGCGACCAUGUUCAUUAUUAUUAAACUCAAUUACUGCAUCCUUA